AUGUCGCUUAAUUACGACCCAGGCUCUGCGGUUGGCUUCAAUGAGACUUGGGAUACCACGUUCUUGUCAGAUAGGGAUGUCUCUUCUCAAGUUCCGAUUAAUUUCGUUCCGCAUCCUGCUGUAUAUCUAAGCAAAGCAUGCUUCGGGCAGAACAGAUAUGAGGAUAAUGCAGCAGAGACUUGUUUGUCAAACCUACUGGCAUCACAGAUUCGACGUUACGUUAUAGACGUCUAUUGGGACACGACAAACAACAGAUUCAAUCUAUGUCCUGUAGAGUUACCUAGGUCGUCAGGUAACAGCAGUCAAGUGGCUGCAGCAAAUGCGGAUGUGACAGCAUCGCCAAGAGCAUUCAACACUCCAAAUGCCAGGCAGGCCAACACGACGACUGUCGCCAACUCUACCAGUAGUGUGGUAGUAUCGAGCACAACAACAAGUACGCCAUCCCCUACCAUCGUCUCCAGUAAUAGCGACACACAAGUAUACCAGCUUGGCCCUUACCAAUGUAGCGAUACACUAACAUUGGCUUCGAUUACAGCUGUGUUUAGUGACUACCUUAAGGAGACAGCCAAUACUAUUGACGGAAAGGUGCUGUCGUGGAUUCUGAACUUGCACCUGGCUUCUACAUACGGCGCACCCGCUACAGUCCGGGACGAAAUACCCGCAGCACAACUCCCCAACACAACCACGAGUAUAAGAGCCUAUCUCGACGAUGUCAGUGAUGUCCUUUACACACCCGUUACACUGUUGAGUGACAGGAGCAAUCUUAAUUCCUCCUGGUAUCGUCGAGGCCAGCAGGAUGAAUUGCCACUCGCGAAUUACUUCACGACAUACGCCCUUCCUAACGGCGAUAUCGCAACGAACGAUGGUUGGCCCGAUGAGAACUACAUACAACUGGUGAAGGGCGCACGUCUACUUGUAGGCUUCGGUAAUAUUGACUCUGGUCUUUCAGGCUACAAUACCUCCAUGGACAGCGACCGAGUAUACGCACCGGGGUAUAUUUACUCAUUGCGCGGUGUAUCAAUUGGGUUGAAUGGCGAACUUGCAACGGGAUGCUACUACGAUGUUGACAACUUUGCAGUCGAUCAAGUCAACAAUUCUUGGGCGAUCGCACCAAUUAACUCUGUCAACCCACCCACUUUGGGCGAUGUUGCAGACAACCUCACGACUUGUGGCAUCAGUCAGUUGCUGAAUGUUACCAUCGAUGGGGCGACCGCGGAUCAGAAUGCUGCGCCAUAUCAAGAUUUUGGUAGCAACGCAAUUUUCAGCUGGGCUUACGGACAACCGCAGAACGACACGUCGAACAAUGACGACUUCCGCUGUGCCUUGAUGGUUGCGAAUGACGACUACCGUGGUCACUGGCGUGUUGAGUACUGCGACCGAUAUUAUCGUGUGGCCUGUAAGGAACCAGGUUCACCUUAUCGAUGGCGCCUCUCCACCCACAGUGUUCCAUUCAGGUUAGCUGAUGAAGUAUGCGCAGGAGAUACGACGUUUGAAGUGCCACGGACAGGUCUGGAGAAUACAUAUCUCUACAACAGAGUCCUGACAGAUGCUCGUGACGAUGCUGGCUUGCUGAAUGGCGUAUGGAUUGAUUUCAACUCGCUAUCAGUGGAAAGUUGUUGGGUUACAACAGGACUUAACGGCACUUGUCCAUACUACCAGGAUUCUAGUGCCAGGCGUUCACGGCAGAUAUUGAUACCAACGAUUGCGGCACUUAUCGUGCUGAUAUUAACUGUGUUCACCAUACUCGCUAAAUGUGGCAGCAACGCACGAAAUAGUCGGAUCAGGCGCAGAGGAGAAGGUGGAUGGGACUACGAGGGUGUUCCAUCUUGA
Lithohypha guttulata is the source of this 1830-nucleotide messenger RNA. RefSeq names its product Maintenance of telomere capping protein 6 (gene MTC6). NCBI's taxonomy places the organism in Eukaryota, Fungi, Ascomycota, Eurotiomycetes, Chaetothyriales, Trichomeriaceae. The record is from RefSeq and is a predicted model, not a curated record. The transcript is spliced from 2 exons. Bases 1 to 1830 code for a protein of 609 amino acids.